GAUGGUCAAAUUGUACGAUUGUUUUUCUGAAAAGAAUGUGCACAUGAGCCGUGACCUGGAAGGAACAGAAGUUUCACCUGUUAUAUGGGGUGAACUUUAUGACUUGGUCGGCCGAUUUUCGAAAUCAUUGAUGGCACCAUCGGAUUACUGAGCGAACGUAGUUUUCGAUUUUCGGACGAAAAAUCUUUUGGAAUUCGACCCAUGUAUGGCCUGCAUAACAGAAAAAUGCAAUUUUUUUUAAAGGUUGCUUAUAACUUUACGUUAUACUCUCUUUUCUUUUUUUUUUUUUUAGUUACUUUAAGUGUACUAAAGAAUAAAAAAAAAAAAAAAAAAAAAAAAAAGAAGAAA
Molecule: messenger RNA, 348 nt
Organism: Staurois parvus
Lineage: Eukaryota; Metazoa; Chordata; Amphibia; Anura; Ranidae
Source: the annotation of a GenBank genome assembly